CCGCCCGCCGCCCCGCACCGGCUCUCACCGCCACUGCCGAAAUCGGCCCCGGCACCCGCGCUCCAGGUGAUGGUGUAGCAGCGGCUGCUCCCGCAGCAGCACCCCGGGCACGCAAAGCUGGCUCCCUGCGCCAUGGUCACCCACAGCAAGUUCCCCGCCGCCGGGAUGAGCCGCCCCCUCGACACCAGCCUGCGCCUCAAGACGUUCAGUUCCAAAAGCGAGUACCAGUUGGUGGUGAACACCGUGCGCAAGCUGCAGGAGAGUGGAUUCUACUGGAGCACGGUGACCGGCGGUGAGGCCAACCUGCUGCUGAGCACCGAGCCCGCAGGCACCUUCCUCAUCAGGGACAGCUCGGACCAGCGGCAUUUCUUCACCCUCAGCGUCAAGACAGAGUCAGGCACCAAGAACCUGCGCAUCCAGUGCGAGGGUGGCAGCUUCUCCCUGCAGAGCGACCCUCGCAGCAGCCAGCCUGUGCCCCGCUUCGAUUGCGUGCUCAAGCUGGUACAUCACUACAUGCCACCCGCACCCGUCCCUGAGCAGCCAGGGGGGGCCCUGCAUCCCAAACGCACCUACUACAUCUACUCGGGUGGUGAGAAGAUCCCCUUGGUGCUGAGCCGCCCACUCUCCUCCAGUGUCUCUACCCUGCAGCACCUCUGCCGCAAGACCGUCAAUGGGCACCUGGACUCCUAUGAGAAGGUGACUCAGCUGCCAGCUCCCAUCAAGGAGUUCCUGGACCAGUAUGAUGCCCCUCUCUAAGGGGACAGCGGAGCAAAGUUACAUGCUACAAGCACAAGAGCAGGGGACAGGCACAAUUCCCCAACAGCAUGGGGACUCACAGGGCAUGCCAAGCCUCUCCCUCCAGGAAGGAGAGGAGAGGGACUGGGGUGAGCCACUGUGGCCAGCACAGCCUGGCACACUUGGUGCUGGAGGGGAACCCCAAGGAAGUGUGUCAGCCCCUCUCCAUGGGGAAGGAGACUGCUCUGGUUGGACUGUGGAUGUUACAGUGUGCCCAAUGCAGAGGCCUCUCCAUCACAGCCAGAGAGAUGCUGUCGACAAAGCAUCCAUGAACUCAGGCAGCCAGGACAUCACCCACAGCACAGGGGAACAUGCACCCUGGCAGCCACAUCCCCACUGCUGCGGUGAGAUCAUACCUGAGGUGUCUUGGCAAGAGCACCUUCCUGCCACCCAAGCACGGAAAGCACUGGAGCCCAGCGAGUGCCUGAUCGCUUUUCCUCCGUUUUAAGGGGAAAGUGUUUUUUGCCCAUACUGUACUUUACCUCUUGCUGCCUCCCUGUGGGUGGAAGCUCCUUUCACACCAGGCCCCAGACUUGGAGGUCGCUGCCUUUUUCCCCCAGCUGCCAUUUUCCAGGGGACUAAGCCUUAAUCUUAUCCCUGCCCCAUGGUUUGGGUUACUGCACAUCAUUUGGUGACGCUGCACCAAUAACAGUCCCGGUGACGUGCCACAAAACUGGAGGGGAGAGACCACGUCCCGAUACCACUGAGAAUCCUGCACGACCUCAUCUGCCAGGAGCACCCCAGGGACUCGGUGCUGCCACCAGACCGUUAUUCCUGAGCGUCACACCCCACAUCUGCCCAGCUGCUCCCUGCAGACCUUUGCCACGCUGCUCUGCGGGGACACCAAAUUCCCCCAGGAGCGUGGCAGGAGGAUUCUUUGGAGCGUGUCGUCUCGCAAGUGCUUUUCUGCCUGUGUCCAGAGAAGCAGUUGGGAUUUUCUGGCUUUUUUUUUUUUACUUGCUUUUUUUUUUAAACCAAAGGGAUGUUUACAGGCCAACGUGAAUCACUGUCUUUUAUAAAGAUUCCAUCUUCACCUCCAGCCUUGAGGGCUGAGCAAAACCAUGCUUGAAAAUUCAACCAAACCAAAACUCAGAUGAAACUUUGCACAUAUUUAUAUUUAUAUUCAGAAAGGAAAUGUUUCCAUAAUUUAUAAUAAAGAGCACUAUUUUUUAAUGAAACAAAA
Molecule: messenger RNA, 1978 nt
Organism: Pogoniulus pusillus (Red-fronted tinkerbird)
Lineage: Eukaryota; Metazoa; Chordata; Aves; Piciformes; Lybiidae
Gene: SOCS3
Product: suppressor of cytokine signaling 3
Exons: 2
Coding region: 133-756 (207 amino acids)
Biological process (GO): intracellular signal transduction; phosphatidylinositol phosphate biosynthetic process
Cellular component (GO): phosphatidylinositol 3-kinase complex
Molecular function (GO): 1-phosphatidylinositol-3-kinase regulator activity
Source: RefSeq, a predicted model, not a curated record